CUUGCCUACUCAGGCGUCAUGGAGCUAAAUGUGGUAGCCAUCAUCUUCAUCAACUGUCCAACAUACAUAUCCCAGAGUCUGUAGAACCCAAUUGUGCACCUGUACGAGACCGAUCGUCUCAGCACCGUCCAAAUAUCGCUAUGCCGCCGACCGUCGUGCUCAUCCGCCAUGCCCAGGCGUUGCACAAUGUUGAUGAGGACUGGAACAUUCAUGACCCUGAUCUGUCUUCUCUUGGAUUGGAUCAGUGCCAGGAACUGAAGGAAAACCUCUCGCGUCGUUUCGCCGAUGAGAGUAAUGCCAUCAUCAUCGUCAGUCCCAUGAGGCGCACGAUCCAGACAGCCCUUCUCUCGUUGGACUGGCUGAUCAAGAAAGGGGUGCCGAUUCAAGCCGACGCUCGAUGGCAAGAAAACUCUGCGAAACCAUGCGACACAGGCAGCACUAUCGCGGAUUUGAAAGUCGAAUUUCCUAGUAUUGACUUUUCUACUGUAGACCCUAUCUACCCCCAAAAAACAUCGCUUGCCGGCGCCCAAUAUGCUUUUAACAGGGAAGCAAUACUCGGCCGAGGUCAGUCAGGCCUGCAGAGCAUCUAUGAACGCAAGGAGAAGCUUGUUUUCGUUGUCUCCCACUCAGGGUUUCUCCGCGCCGGCGUGACGGGUUAUUGGUUCUUCAACGCCGACUAUAGAAUCUUCGAAUUUGAGAAGAGCGGGGCGCCAGGGAGUCCUUUACAGCUCCUGCAAGCUGAGUCGACUCUAAGUGGUGGUCUUGGCAAAUCAAGGACGGAACCUGUAAUCAUCGGCUCUGAAUUGCCGCCGGCCUCGCAGACUCCCCCAUAAGCCUAGUACUUGAAGCACGAGAUGUCAUGUGUUGUCAGAUGGCCUCUGCCAAAAAAGGCAGUACAUAGACUACUCUAAGACAGCGCGAUGUUUCAUUCACAUGACCCGAAAAGAAGGUCUGGGGCUCCUCGCGGGUUGAUACUGCAACAAAGGAGAGCAGACAUCAUCCAUGCCAGACGUGACCAUAGGCGCUGGGACAUUGGGAAGAGUCUUGACGAGAACAGAUCUCUUCUCACUGGCCAAAGUUCUCCAGAUAAAAGGGGCCA
Molecule: messenger RNA, 1099 nt
Organism: Colletotrichum godetiae
Lineage: Eukaryota; Fungi; Ascomycota; Sordariomycetes; Glomerellales; Glomerellaceae
Product: histidine phosphatase superfamily
Exons: 3
Coding region: 141-833 (230 amino acids)
Cellular component (GO): cytoplasm
Molecular function (GO): phosphatase activity
Source: RefSeq, a predicted model, not a curated record